Messenger RNA from Thermochaetoides thermophila DSM 1495, 1152 nucleotides. RefSeq lists its product as uncharacterized. Gene Ontology annotation, biological process: regulation of transcription by RNA polymerase II. The record is from RefSeq and is a predicted model, not a curated record. NCBI's taxonomy places the organism in Eukaryota, Fungi, Ascomycota, Sordariomycetes, Sordariales, Chaetomiaceae. The transcript is spliced from 2 exons. The coding region runs from base 1 to 1152 and encodes 383 amino acids. Gene Ontology annotation, molecular function: DNA-binding transcription activator activity, RNA polymerase II-specific.
AUGAAGGAAGAGUCGGACACUUCUGAGCCACAGGCAUAUCUGAACCUGCGCCGACCGAUGCGCAGGAGCCACAAAAAGUCCCGAAAGGGCUGUCUCGAGUGCAAGCGUCGACAUGAUCGGUCAUUAUCGGGCUCUCCUGGCCCGUCUGCCCCGUUCCUCAACCCUUCUCCAGCAGCCGGGCCGGAGGAUGAGCCUCAUGCAAACAUUGACAUGGUUCAUAUGGAGCUUUUUCACCACUAUCUGACCAUAUCCGAUAAGCAAGACGGCAUUUUUCUACUGGACGAUGGCGGCAUGCGUGAUCUCAUUACCACCAACGCGCUUCGCUAUCCCUACCUGAUGCAUGCCCUACUGGCCGUCUCGGCUCAUCACAUAGGCUUUCUCCGUCCCGCUCAAAGGAGCUUUUACCAUGAUCUCUCCAUUCGCUUACAGACACGCGCCCUCUCACUAUUUAACAACACGGUCGACGUAAACCAGAUCGGCGACUCAGCCGAGAAGCGUGUGCCAAUCUUCUUAUUUUCCUCCGUCCUCGGCUUCCACGCCCUCUGCGACCUCCUCUCGCACCGAGACCCUGACUGGCCGACCGCCUUCCAGCGUUUCACGACCUACAUGCGCCUGCACCGCGGCAUCCACAACGUCAUGGAGGGCCAUUGGGACAACCUCCGCAAGACCGAGCUCGGGCUCAUCUUCGACGUCCUCGUGGCGCAGUGGUUCCAGGUGAAGCCCGAGGGCCAUCAGUGCGAUGACCUGCGUCAGAAGAUCGCGACUUCCCCUGAUCUAGCGCCCGACGAGCGGGAGGGCAUGGAAAAAGCGAUCGACUUCUUGCAGUGGGUUUUCGAUACGAAGCCUAGUCCUAAGAGUCGCGCGUACGCUCUCUGUUCUUUUACAACAUGGAUUGCACGGCCGGUUGUGCGUCUGCUGCAGGCUGGUAAGCCUGAGGCCGUGGCGCUGCUGGCGUACUGGUUCCUGGCGCUGGAUCGGUGUCGCGAGACUUGGAUGAUGCGGGACGCAGGGCAGCACUUUCUGACGCUACUGGCUGAGCACUGGAGGGGCACACCGUGGUUUGAAUGGGUUGAGGUGCCGUUUAGGAUGCUCGGUGGAGACUUGGGAGAGGUGACGCAGGCUGCUGAGUCGUCGGUUCCUCCUGACCCAUAA